Messenger RNA from Solea solea (common sole), 10154 nucleotides. RefSeq names its product KIAA1549-like a. Lineage: Eukaryota; Metazoa; Chordata; Actinopteri; Pleuronectiformes; Soleidae. The transcript has 24 exons. The record is from RefSeq and is a predicted model, not a curated record. The coding region runs from base 241 to 4842 and encodes 1533 amino acids.
UGUCGUUGGAGCGCGCUCUGCGGUCGCAGUAGGGACAUCACUCACUCACUGACACAGAGUGAGGCGCAUUAAGGAAAUUAUUGAAACAUCUCUUUGUUUGGCGGAAGCUCGUUCAGCCUCCAGCGGCUCAUGGAGAGCGCAGCUCCGCUUGUCCGCACCGGGGACGCGCUGAUCGGAUGCCUUUCACCACAGCGGCGCCGUUAGAUGCUUUUCCAAUCAGGAUUAACUGGUUUUUGACCAAUGGCUCCCAAACAUGCGCUCCUCUCCACCAGUGGCCCCGGGCUCCGAGGAGACACCUGUCCCCCCGCCUCCUCUUCUCCUCCUCCUCCUCCUCCAUGGAGCCUGGAUCCAGCGGGGAUUCUGGCCGCCCGCACGCCGAGGAACGUGAAGGGGAUGCGGGCGCUGAGUGGGAUGACGGCCCGGUGGUUUGUGGUACUGAUGCUGGUGAUGCAGAGCUGCGUGGCCGCUGACGCUGAUGACUCACCCCUGAACCCUGCAGCUGCCGCCAACCUCCCGUCCACCCCUGGAAUUGGACUCAGAAAAGCUGGCGCUGAAGACAAAGACACCUGGUCUGCGGGGACAACGUUUGCCGAGGCCAGAACAGCGGUUUGGGCUGAAAGUGAAGCGGGAGCAGGUGGGGAAGUCUUUGCCGAGACAGGGAUUCUGACUGGAACCGGUGCUUGGGCUGAAGCUGGUGCUGGUGCCGAGUGGAGGCCUGCAGAGAGAGAGGGGGACGACCUGCCAAACAUGCCCAGGGAGCAGGCUGCCUGGCUGGGUGAGCAGAGGCUGAGAAGGCGGGGAGGAGACCAACGAGAGGAGGUGGCGGCGUUUUCGUCAGUCUUCAGCGUGUUGGCAGAGACGGCACCGGCGGUGAGGAAACCUCUGGGGCUGCUCUCCAAAGCUGCUUGGUCCAAGAGCAUGUCUUCAUCAUCGUCCAAAGCCUCCUCGUCGACGACCAAAUCGCCCUCUUCGCCGGCAUCGUCCACAACCGGUAACAGAAACGUUCAGACAGCAGCAGCAAACAACGCCUCUUUGUUUACUGUCAACAACACCAACAACAACAACAACAACAACUCCAACAGCAGCAGCAGCAACAGCAGCAGCUUCACUUCGGAGGAGUCAGUGAGCAGCCUGCCAGCGUGGGACCUUCCCACUGUCCCAGAGUCCCUCCUGUCCACAGUGGGCGACCACGAUGUCACACUUCCCGCCAACAUCACCAGCCCCUUCUCCACCCACCAGUGGAACACCACAGCGCCCGCGCGAACCAGAAACACCUCACGCCACAUGACCACGCCCACAACCAUCAUGAAGACAUCUCCACCGACAACAACCACCAACACCCCCACCAUCACCAUCCCCACCACCACCACCGUGGUGUUACCUCUCCUGUUCUCCACCACAGUGAGAGCACAAACGCCACCAGAAGCCACCACAGCUUCAAACAGCACAGGCCAGGACACUGUGACCAGUGACAGCCUUCAGCUGACAAUGGUAACCACGACAACGCCCUCGACGACCACUCCUACUGUGACCGACGAUGACGCGGGGGCAACCAACGUCAGCGCCGCAACGUCACCUCCAAGUUCCACCACGCAGCAAACGACGACCGCACAGGCUACGACUCGACCGACAACAACCGCCACAACCACACCUGCUCCUACUACAACCACCACUGAACCACCAACCACCACCACCACCACCACUACUACUACUGCUGCUCCCACUACUACAACUACUAUUACUACUACCACUGCUGCCACCACAACUACUACUCCUACAGCAAGUACAACCACAACAACAAAGGUUCCUGUCACCACCGUGACGCCACCUCUUACUACAACCACAGAACCUCCGUCCAGCACCACGGCAGAGGAGAGUCCGCUACCAUGCAACGUGACCCAGAGGUAUUGGGUCAGAACAGUUUUGUCCAUCGAGCUGCGCAGGAACUGCCUGGACCUGAUCCUGAAACAGAAUCUGUCUAAAGGACUGAGUCACGCCCUGCAGAGAGCCCUGAACGACUCCACCGCCACAGCACAGGUGGAACACGACGACUGCAGCCCUAACAACGUCACCUUAGGUUACUACGUGACCGGCGGGAAAACCGUCUACGUGUCCUCGCUGGUGGUCGAGGCGCUCAACGUCUACGGCUUCGACAAACUGCUGUCGGACGUCAGGCAACACACGCCGCUGGUUAAGGCUGUUCUGGUUCCCGUGGCAACCUGGUUACCUGCUCACAGCAUUCACCUGCAGCUGAAAACAGUGCUGAGGUUCGUCGGCCCCACAGACAACAUCUACUCCUGCAGUUUCGUCCAGAUGUUGGAGCAGAGGCUCGGGAACGCCUUCGACGAAGCUCAGGACAAAGUGCUGGAGACGUACAACAGGCUCGCCGUGGAGAUCCAGAGUGUGUGGCAGGAGCCGGGCUCUCCGUCCGUCUCGCUGGUGUACGUGGUGAAGAACCAGGACUCGGUUCUGAACGGGACCAUAUCCAGCGGCCUCCUCAACCAGCUGACGGCGGAGCUGGUCGGCUACUUCCUGUUCUACCCGCCGCUGGUCAUCGCUGAGCCCCUAGAAUACCAUAAUCUGAACACGUCAGCGGCAACAAAGAGCUACUGGGUGAUAACAGUGAUCCAGGAUGUGGACACGUCCUCUCUGGAGGCCAACUACCAGAGCUUUGCCAGUCUGAUGGAGCAGCGUCUGGCUGAGCUCUUCCUGGUCGCGGGCAGACAGGGUUCUCAGGCUGCACGGUCGCGACGCGCCACGACUGUGGGCGGAUACACUGUGCAGAUGGUGAGCAUGCGCCGGCUACCUGGUCCCAAGAACCCGGCAGAGAUGACGUACUACGUCCAGCUGAACGGAGCGCCAGUCUCCGGGACCAUGGCUGCCAAGACUCUCAGCAGUCUGGACUCCCAGACCAUGGCUUUGACUCUGGGAUACUUCGUACAAGUGCAGGCUGAACCUGUGGUAAAGACGCCGCCCAGCAACCUGUGGAUCAUGGCUGUCCUCACACCUCUCUUCCUGUUGAUGGUGGUGAUCGGCAUGGUGGCUUUCAUUGUGUGCAAGAGGAAUAGGGUCAUCUUCAAAACUGGCGCCUUCAGGUCCUUCAAAACGCGCUCCAAGACGUCAUACCGAAGGGAAGGCAGUUACCACCACCAGCCUGUUCAGGGCUUCGACUACGCCAAGAAGCACAUGGGUCGGACGGGUGAGGACGCCGUCUCUGUUACCAAGGAAACGCUAGUGCUGGGGCUGCCGGUGCGAGAUGCUCCGCUGUCACUGUCUCUGGAUAAGAAGGUUCACCAGGAUGGCACCGGCACUAAGAGGCCUCCGUCUGCCGACGUGCACAAAGGAGGACGGUUGCCAAGUGAGGAGGACGGCUCGGUGUCGAGUAGCGGCUCGGGGAAGCUGAACACCAGCAAGAGCUCGACGGCCCGGCGGACGGCGACGGGCAGCGGCAGCGUCAAGAAUGGCAAAGAGGAGCUGCACAAGAGGAGCGGCAACGACCCAUAUGAAGACCAUUCCGGUUCCCUGCGUCUCAUCACCAUCAAACCCAUGACGGCACAGCCGACCUACUCCUACCCUUCCUCCUCCUCACACAGCCAGGACUCUGUGGUCGUCAACGGGGAGGUGAGUCCGCGCAUGGCAAACCACGUUGGGUUGAAGCAGAAGUCGGACAUCGAGCACUACAGGAACAAACUGCGUCAGAAGGCGCGGAAGAAGGGCUACGGAGAGUUCUCGCUGUCUGAGACCGGCAGCCACGGUUACAGUCACCGCGACACCAGGCACGGUCGCCAUGACGGCGGCCUCAAAGAGCCAAUGACCGCAGAGGAGAAGAGGGCCUCCUUCGCUGGGUGUCACAAGAGGUUCUCUCACCCCCGAGAGCCGACCUACUGGAGCAGACAGUCUCUGAGCAGCCCGAGUCCAGUGGAGACGGAGAUGGACCUCCUGGUGCUGAGAGAACGAUCCAGGCGAGGCAUCCGCAACAAUGGCUACGAUGUGAGUGAACGAAAGAAUGGGGAAGCGGAACCAUUCGAGGAGACUAACGUGGACCGUCUGAUGAGCUCCCUGGGCUACGGAGGUGGAUCCACCGGCACCGGCAGCCUCGGGGUGAAAGCUCACCGCGGCUCCGACUCCUCCACACUCAGCUCGCAGCCGUCCAUUGACGAGGUCCGCACGCAGAUGCACAUGUUGCUAGGCAACGCUUUCAGCCUGGCACCUCCGGACCACGACCCGCCUUCCCCUCCAACCAACCGCCACCAUCACCACCACCACGCCCACAGCGCUUAUAACCCCUCCCACACCAGCCACUACAGCGACGGAGUGACCAGCGCCCCGGGCACCAUGAACCACCCGUGUGGGGGGAGACAGAGGAGCGCGGCCUACGAGGACAUGCACCAGUGCAGCCUGCCCAAACCGGGUUUCCGUUUCACUCAGCUUCCUGACAUGGGCAUCGGUUCUCCUCCGCCACUGAUCCCGUCUCGACCUGGUCCUCCACCGGGGACCUCAAUACGACGUUCCACUCCUGACGUUAGUCUGAAGCCUCGUGUGUCGGAGGCCUCGGAACUCCAGGCCCAGCAGCACAACGGCGCCCCCUACCUGCCAAUGUCCAGGACCCCCUUCCCUGCAGUUACUGUUGACCAGUCCGUCACCACCUACUCAGGAAACCCAAUAACAGCAGUCUACGCGAUAUCAGCAAACCGCCCGGGCUACUCGGACUACUAUGUCAUGUCGCCGCCGUCCUCGUACCGUAGUCCGUCCUGGAUGUCCUACCCACCUGAGCCUGAAGACCUGCCGAGGCAGUGGAACGAUGUGCCGCAGAACUCACGUCACCUCGAAACCAUCUGCUGAAGUCGUCCAAACCUGUGAUGUUAUGUGUCUUCUCUCUGGACAGGUAGAGGACCUUCUUCUCACAGAAGACUCUCUCUGUCCGUCUCUCACCUCCCUCCCUCCCUCCCUCCCUCCCUCCUCCGUCGACCACAUCGUACCACAGCUGCUCUUCUCUCCACUGGCCUUGGCCUCCAUCUGUAUCUUCUCGCAGACCAUUUCAUCUGCAGCUCUGAUCAGAGCUCCACUUCAGCCAGCCACAACUCUCUCUGUAUUCUGAGCCCUGAGCCCCACCCACCAUCCCAGCUUUACUAGCUCGUCCAGGCCCCCCCCCCCGAGUCACUGUUUCCAUGUAGACUUCCUGGUGGCCACCACUGAACAGCCAGAGGCCCCUCACUCUGCUGAACUGAGCUAAGCUAAGCUGAGCUGAGCUGAGCUGAGCUGAGCUGAGCUGAGCUGAGCUGUACUGUGCCUCCCUACCUGACAGCCCGCAUGCUGUGGACAAAACAGGGUGAGUGCAGCACAGAGCGACGAGUUCUCCGCCUCGGUGUUUCAUCGUACAGUAACUGCCAUCUGCCCAGCACAGCAGCACUCCUCUGGAGCUGGAACAGAACUGGACCGGACCAGACCGGACCGUGCCAUCAAAGACUAGCUCCGCUGUAAACGCCAGGAACGCUGGACUGACUAAAAAACUGUGCUUUUUAUUUGAUGAAUCCAAAUUCCUAUGUAAACCUUCUACAGCUGGUUAAUAUGUGUGUUUUAAACUUAAGUGACACAAAAAGAAUCCAAGGUAAAAAAAAAAAAAAAAGACAAAAAACAAACAAACAAUCCUCUCGAGCCGUCUUCAGUUUCAGUUGAUGAAUUUUCUGUGUGCUUUUGUCUUUUAUUUUCGUGCAAUGGAUUACUGUACAAAAAAAGAUGUAGUGAGUGUUUCUCGGUCACUCGCUUUACUCCAAGGAAAAAAAAGAAAAAAUCCAUUCUGCUCUUUGAAGCAGACAAAAUGGCGGCUUAGUUGUCUGUGGUUCUGAUGGCAUUUCUGUACUUUUCAAAAGUGUUGACUUCAUUUGUUUGUUUGUUUUUUUUUCCUUUUCUCGGAUUGGAUGACGAUCUCCGUUGACCACCUAACAAGUUUGCGUCCGCUGACAUUUGACAGACCUGAGACAAGAACACGUUUAGAUCCAUCUGUGGUUUGUGUUUGUUUGUUUGUUUGUUUUCGACGUUUGCAGAUGUGAGCACAUCGGACACUCACAGAUUGAGUUGGAUUAGAAGUAAUUUUCAAUUUUCUUUCCAUUAGAAUCCUGUAAACUGGGGACGCAGUGAUAGUUGAGUGUCAUCUGCAAACAUGUUGACAUUUUUGCCGAUAAUGACACAGAUUUGUUUUUAAGUGGUUGAAAAACAAAGUAAAAAGGCUGUAGAACUAUUGUUAUUAGUGGAGGUGAAGGGCUGAAAGACUUUAAAGGUUCAACAUUAUGUAUCCAAUCGUACCGAGUCUGGCGGAGAGCUUUCUUUGGACUUAAACUGGGCAAACACUGUGUGAUUGUUGGCCCAUUUUGAGCUGGUUUUUCCACUCAUGCGACUAUUGGGAUUUGGGAUCCCCAUACAUGGAGUAUAUAACCCUCACGACCAGCUCCCAAUUGGCCAUCAUAUGAAAAUCAAACCUGUUUGAAAUGCUGAUUUGCCCCUCAUGAGGUUAUCACACUGUUGAAGGAGAACCACGAGCCGACUCAUCUGAUCCUCGGUGGGUUUUCCUUCAUUGCGCGAACACAGAACCUAACGUGACGUCAAGUGCAAGUGUGCGUCUUUAAGGCUCGACUUUACAGUUCCGGGUACACCGGGGAGUCCAACGCGUUGUGUAGUGUGAGCAGUCAGGUCGUAUACGCACAUUGGACCUUUAAAGUGUGUGCACAUAAAUUGUGAGCUUUGACUUUUUAUCGCUUGUGAUUUAGUCGCACAGAGUAUGCCCGGCUUAACUGUUUUAUUAACUGAGUCAUGUAUGGGUCAUCCUGAGCUAAGAACUUUCAGAAAACUAGUCUAGUGGAAUUUGUAUUUAGUUUAUUCAUCCAUUCAUUCAUUCAUUCAUUCACCUUCCACCACUUUAUCCUUCACAUGAGGGCUGCUGGUGCCAAGCCCAGCUGACAUAGGGUGAAAGGCGGGGUCAAACUCUGGCCAGGUCGCCAAAUGUUGUAUAUUGAACCUUUAAAACAUUUUCAAAUGUAUUUGUGUCCCUCUACACAAAAGAAAGACAGAAAACAUCUGUGUCAGUAUCGGACAAACGUUUUAUUCUAUUUCAAUAUCGGUAUCUGUAUCGGCGCAGACUUUUACAUUGGUGCAUCAUUAAUGUGAACUUAGAAAAACGAUUCUUUUACUUGAAAUCUGUCAACUGUAUUUUAUUGUGUAAGGAACUUUGGCUCGUGGGUUGUUUUUGGUCUCGAUGGCGACGGAUGAACGUGCGGUCGUUAGAAGAUGAGAUGCGCCAGGGCUCAGCUGAGCUGCCAUACUGUAUGUAACGGUUAAAUGUAUUCAUGUAUAUAGCAGAUGAUUUAACAAAGAGGUUUAUGCAAGAAGGGUGGGAGGGACAUGUUGCUUGACAUUGUUCAGAUGCCAUUUUUUUUAUAUAUAUAUAUAUACUUCUCAGUGUUCAUGAUGGACUGUUUUUUUUUUUUUUUGGCGCAAACGUCACAAUAUUGUUUGUGUUAGAAACUUUUAAACGAAAAUGAAGCACUCAUUUAUUUUUUAUCCAGGCAAGAUUUAGCACAAUAAUCACACUUGAUAUUCCAGUAGAUUCACAAAAAUUAGUAUUUUACUCCCCCCCAGUAGGGGGCAGCCAUCUCUGACUGUUAAUGUAAUGUAUGACUCUGUUUUUUGUCUGGUUUCUGGUUGAAGGUUCUGUAGUUGGCCUGAAAAAUGGAUGUUUGAGAGGAGAGAGCAAAAGAACUUAAGCAUGUUUGAGUGAGUUAAACUAUUUUAAUUUUUAUGUUUAUUCCUCCUACACUUACUUGAUAGCUGCGAGCAGAAACUGUAGCCAGAUGCCAUUGCAUUGCUAUUUGGUGUUAGCAGCUAGCCAGGUGCCACUGGCACCAGGGUGUGACAUUAGCAGCUACUGUAGCAUGCAAGGUCAUCAGUGUUUGAUGUUAGCAGACACAUUAGCCAGACGCCGUGGUAUUGCUGUUUGAAGUUAACAAAUGCAGUAGCUAGAUAUCUUUUCUGUUAGCCGCUAUGGUAGUGACAUGCCAUUGCAUUGCUAUUUAACAACUAGCCGGACACAACGGCAUCACUGUUUCAAGUUAGCAGCUACAGUAGCUACAUUUCUUUGCCAUAAGCAGCUAUGGUAGUUAGGUGCCAUGUCAUUGCUAUUUGAUGUUAGCAACUAGCCUGACACAACAGCAUCAGUGUUUCAAGUUAGCAGCUACAGUAGCUAGAUUUAUUUGCUGUUAGCAGCUACGGUAGUUAGAUAUCAUGUCAUUGCUAUUUGAUGUUAGCAACCAGCCUGAUACAACAGCAUCAGUGUUUGAUGUUUGCAGCUACUGUAGCCAGAUGCUUUAGCAUCUGUAUUUGAUUUGUUAGCAGCCACUGUAGCCAGAUGCCAUGACAUAGCUCUUUGACGUUAACUGCUACUUUAGUGAUGCACCGUGGCAUUAGCAGCUAGUGUAGCAAGACGCCUUGGCAUUAGUGUUUGACAUUAGCGGCUACUGUAGCUAGACACCGUGGCAUUAGCAGCUGUCAGGCGCUUUAGCAUAAGUGUUUGUCAUUAGCGGCUACUGGGCUACUCUAGUCACACACCGUGGCAUCUGUGUUUGAUGUUAGCCAUCCACUGUGGCAUUGGCGCUAGACAUCAGCAGACACUGUAGCUAGCUGCCAGUAGCUGCUAUAGUCAGUCAUUGGUGCCAUGGCGUCUGGCUUCAGUCACUGCUAAUGUUUGUGAUGUCAUCAGUUUAUGACAACUGCGCCCUGCUAUUGAAAACAAAGUAACAAUUUUUUUCUUUGUUUUUAGCAAAUCUAGUAAAAAUCAAGUUUAUUGUUGCGCUACGUCUUGCCUAACAUCAAAUAAAACAAACCAUAUUUUUAUGUGCUUCAUCUCUACUAAAACAUAUAAGACAAAGGAUUCAGAUGGAGAUUUCAGCGACAAGCAGAUCUGUCUUUGUUUACAGUUGUCUUUGUAGUUAAAAAAAAGAAAAGCUAAACACAAUUUCUCUUUCGCUGUAUGUUCGGCUAAUCAUCAUUCAGAUGGCACCAAAGGAGAUUAUAGCCAUAUAUGAAUUGAACUAUAAAUAGACAUAAAACAUCUGUAGGAUACAGAACGCAGUAAUCCAUCAAAGUUAACCAAAAAUAACCAAAAUGAGAUAUAAAAUACAGAAAGAGAUCGUAUACAGUAGAUAGAAAUACUAUAGUACAUGCAGUGUAGUUUAUGAUAAAAUGAGCACUUUUACAAAGAGCAGGAAUUGUGGUUGAGAAAACCAGAGUCACUGUAAAAAAAUGCUGUUGUAUAGCAUGGAAUAUUAGGAUUCUCGAAAUGUACAGAACGUCUUGGAAAUCCUGUCAAAGCCAGACAUUUUUUUUGUAGAUUUGACUGCAGCAGUGAAACAAAAGAUAUAUAUAUCUAUCAAUAUACAUAUAUAUAUAUGUAUGGAGAAAAUUUUAAUAUUUACAACAAUUGUUACACAAUUUCUAAUCCUGAUCGUGACUUUCUGAAAUACUGCAGAUGAGUUAGACCCUGUCUGCAGCAUUUAGGUCCACAAAUGCAAAUUUUAAAAGCGAUUAUUUGCUCUGAAACAUAUUAAUAAUGCGCCAAAUCCAGCCUGUAUUCAUUUCUUAAAUCCAGUUCUGCAAAUGAUGAACAAUCGCUGUGGAUGUUUCGGGAAGAAGAAAGUAAGUGGAUCAUAUUUUAAAUCAUAACUGGUGUAUAAAGUCAUCUUUGGUUCAAAUGUUAAACACUUUCACACAUGUUUAUCAUUUGUUUUGACGCCAUGUUAAAAAGAAAGAGGGGGGGCGGGGUUUUUAAAAAGGCAGUGAGGGGGAGGAGACCUGAUGCUAUGCUAAUAGGUUGAUGUGCAAUGUUUAUGCUUCUCACGGGUAGCGGCGGGAUGCUUGUAUCCACGAUGUCGACUUGACUGUAACUAUAGUUUUCUUUUUCUGCCGUUUAUGAGCCAUGUCAUGAUGCUGUGGCGUCAUGGCGACGCUGAUGAUGAUGAUGUCACGCUGUCGUCACUGGGGGGGAGUCGGUAGAAGGUCACGGUGACGACAACUAUUGAGCGCUGUUGUUGGAUGUAGUUAUGCAGAAAUAAAAACAACAUUUUGGUGAAUUUAAACAAUAAAGACAAUACAUUUGUGAAAACAAA